Molecule: messenger RNA, 2019 nt
Organism: Cyclocybe aegerita
Lineage: Eukaryota; Fungi; Basidiomycota; Agaricomycetes; Agaricales; Hemipholiotaceae
Source: the annotation of a GenBank genome assembly
AUGUGCUCAUUAGAGACAUGUCCGCCAAGGCCCCAACACCCCGGCCAUGUCCUCCAUUUCACCUCUCUCCAGUGUCCACCGUGCCCCCCGCCCCCUCUGCCUCCUACCCCCACUCGCGUAUCCCGACUCUCGCGCGUCGCCCAACGCGUCCGCCGCCCCAAUCUCUCGCCUCGAGCAAACGCGACUCCUUCGGGCAUUGGCCCUGUUACCUUGCCAGCAGGCUUCCCUCUUUUGGUUCCUAGAUCUGAUCGAGGCCGAACGCGUCCACCCGCCCCCGCCCUCUUUCACUUUCUCCAUUGUUCUCUAUUUCUGCUUCCUACAUUAACCUCGCUCUUUCUUGCACAUUGUCCUCUUGUGACGCGUUCAAAUCUGGCUGCCGCUGUAACAGUGAGCCGUCCAGUCUGGGAUUUCCAAACGGGAUCCAAAGACAUGGCGCAACACUCCGGUUUCGCUCGACACCAGCGUGCAUCUCUCCAGCUUGAUCCCGUGUACGCCCAGACGGAUGGAGGAUCUACCUACGCGUCUCCUGCUUCCUCCUCCGCUAUGCUCUCUCCGGCCUCUGCUGUUCUCCCGAGCUCUCAAGAGGGCGACGAAGAUAAGGAGCCCUCCUCCGGCCCGCAAAGGUCCUCCUCGACCUCCGGCAAAGCCGACAAAGAGAAACGGAAACGGUCUCGUGUCACCCCCGAGCAGCUCAUCCAUCUGGAACGCUUUUUCGCGAUGGACAGGAGCCCGACUGCGGCCAAACGGAAAGACAUCAGCAACCUCCUCGGCAUGCAGGAGCGCCAGACGCAAAUAUGGUUCCAAAAUCGUCGCGCAAAGGCGAAGCUUCAAGACGGGAAAUUCAGCAAGAGCGAUCCCUCAGAGAUUUCUCCUGAAAGCCCGCCGGAGCUCCCGAACGUUCUCGAGAUCGAUCUCAACGAUUUAAUCCACGAAGACGAACCCGUCACCUUUGUACCCUGCACCGACCUGACAGUUGGAACCUGGCGUCGCAUUGCCACGUCUGCAACGACCAAGCACGACCUCGUCGCGUAUGUCUGCGAACGCAAACGGUGCUUGACAUGGUUCCUACUUUCUGGCGGAUGUGGCUACAAGAUGGAGCUCCCGUUCCACACGAUCAUCAAUACGGAGUUCCAGAAUGCCAGUGCUAACCAUGGCAUGGCGUCGUUUACGCUCUCCCAGCCGCCUUUGUUCUAUCUCGAGACUGUUUCGUCUCCUCAACCCGACGGCUCUGUCAUGCGCGGCUGGAAGAGAUGCGCAGACUGGACGGAAAACACGCAAGCGACCCAAGUUCUACUGCAUACGGUGAUUGGAUCCGUCGUUCAGCUUGCCUAUGUUUUGCGAGCCUUGCACAAAAAUAACACGAUGCCGGACAGACGGGCUUCCUACCAUGGAGAGACGCACAUGCCACCUAUGGAGCUGCCUCCUCCACCUAUGGCGGCCCUGACCGCUGGGGCUACCUACGGGUACUCGAACACCGCGGGGUUGAACUCUGUUCAAUUCGAACCCAGUCGCAAGCGACUAUCCUACGAGUCCGGCAUGCAAGUGGACCCACAGUACGCUGACGGUGAUCUCCGUUCACCUCAGCACAUCGCACCUAUUUCAAACCUGCCAACACAUCCCUAUAUGCCCGCCACUAAUAAUCAGUCAGUACCCAACACCCCCACCCCUAAUUUCGACCCGGCUGUGUACCACAAUUACCAAUCCAGCCUGCAGGCAGCAUCGAGGAUCCCCACUCCGCCAGAGCAGCCGGCGCAACAGCAACCGGCAUACCCGAGCCAUAACCCUCGCGCGUUGCAUCCUUACCAGCACCCGCUGGAUGGCCAGAUGGCCCAAGACCCCGCGGUGCCGAUGGGCAUGAACUAUUCGCCCUCGCGGUCGCUGCUCAUGAGUCCGUACUAUCCCGACACGACUCGCCGUUUCUCCGAGGUGCCGCAGCCCCAUUCCCCGCAGGUUUUGGCGGGCAUGCCUGGUAUCAUAUACAACGCCGAGGCGGACUACCGUCGCCGGCGAUCUGAGUAA